GUCGGCGGUGGCGGUGGUGGCGGGCCGCAGGAGCGCGUUCACCAGGCUCCGCGAUCGGUCCAGCCCGAUCCGAAGUAUCCCUACGAAACCUACCAGGCGCAAAUCCCGGACUGCUGCGCGGCCGCGGUAGGGGUGCAAGACCCGUACCCACGGCCGCCCAGCGGCUACGACACCAGGUGUUACGACGAGUACCAUCGCAGGACACCGUACCAGGAGGAGCCCUAUCCGCAGGAUGUCUCGACAUUCCACCGGUCCCAGUCUAGACUGGGCUACGAGGAACGUCCUCAGUCCCGGGUGGGAUACGCCUCGGAUUCCAGGUGCGCCAGCGGGCUCGGAUACGACGACACCGGUGGGGGUUACCUGGAUCAGAGUGACCCGAGAAUGUAUUGCACCGGCGGCUAUUGCAUGGGAGAUACGAUGAUGGCGACGAACAGAGGCGUACGCGGCGAGGAGCUCGAGCUCGACAUGCGGAGGCACAUUCAGGCAUGCGCCUGCACAUGCAACCACAUGGGCUACGGGAAUCACAUGGACUAUCAGACCACGUGCCUAACAGAACUGCCAGACGUGGCGCCUUGCAACGGCACCUUGCGACUACCGCCGCCGUGCGAGGACUCGCCUAGCAGCGGCAGCAGCAAGGAUCGCAGAGACGAGAGUCCGCGCAGGAGGUGUCGGCUGUUGGCGCCUGUCCUGCUCCUAGUGGCCGUCCUGCUCCUCGGAGGCCUCUGUCUGCCGUUUCUAUUACAAUCCGCGCCUGCCACGCACCAGCAGAGGCUGGACGUGAUCAGGAGGAUUCUCACUGAAGUGCCUCUGAUCGACGGGCACAACGAUUUGCCCUGGAACGUCAGAAAGUUCGUACACAAUCAACUUGGCGAAGUCAACCUGAGCAGCGAUCUCGGCAGGGUCGACCCUUGGGCCAGAUCAGACUGGAGUCACACGGACAUCCCUAGAUUACGCGCUGGCCUCGUCGGUGCACAGUUUUGGUCCGCCUACGUUCCUUGCGGUGCCGCUCAGUUAAAUGCAGUUCAACUCUCACUGGAACAGAUCGACGUGAUUCGUCGACUCGCCGAAAUGAAUGCUCAACACUUAACCCUGGUUACCUCCGUCAAAGGUCUCAUCGAGGCGCAUAGAGAAGGCAAGAUCGCAAGUCUAAUCGGAGUGGAAGGUGGUCAUUCCCUGGGGAAUUCCUUGGGUGUCCUCAGGACGUUUUACGGUCUGGGAGCGCGAUAUCUUACUCUGACACAUGCGUGCGACACCUCCUGGGCAGUCUGUUCUGUUGGCGAGACGAACAACACUCAGGACUCCACGCCGGGCCUCAGCGAAUUUGGGAAAGCAGUUGUCAGGGAAUUGAACAGGCUGGGCAUGCUGGUCGAUCUCUCGCAUGUCUCGACAAGAACGAUGAGGGCGGCCCUGCAGACGACGAGGGCGCCGGUGAUCUUCUCGCACAGCGCUGCCCGGGCGCUGUGCAAUUCUACCAGGAACGUGCCGGACGACGUGCUCAGAAAUCUGGCUAAGAAUGGCGGAGUGGCGAUGGUCCCUUUUUAUACCUACUUCAUAACAUGCAACAGCACCGCUACUAUAAAAGACGUUAUUGCACACAUCAAUCAUAUUCGAAAGGUGGCGGGGAUCGAUCACGUUGGGAUCGGAGCGGGCUUCGACGGGAUAAAUUUCACUCCCACGGGUUUAGAGGAUGUCUCGAGGUAUCCGCAACUAUUGGCCACCUUGCUGGAGGAUCCUACGUGGACGGAGGAGGACAUCAAGAAACUAGCCGGCCUCAACUUGCUGAGGGUGUUCGCGAAAGUCGAGCAGGUCCGCGACGAGUGGCACAGGGCGGCGGUGCUGCCCGUGGAGAAGAUCAGUCCACCGGACAACUCGGCCUGCGUCUACGGCGCGUCCUGAUCCUCUUUGAGGACAAUCGUGCCGGGAUUUCUCGACUUUGCGCGAUCGCCCAAGAUCCUGCGGGUGCCGCGCUAUUACUGGAGCCUG
Molecule: messenger RNA, 1983 nt
Organism: Vollenhovia emeryi
Lineage: Eukaryota; Metazoa; Arthropoda; Insecta; Hymenoptera; Formicidae
Product: dipeptidase 1-like
Exons: 12
Biological process (GO): proteolysis
Molecular function (GO): metallodipeptidase activity
Source: RefSeq, a predicted model, not a curated record